AUGUCGCGUGUUCUGAACACUGUGUCGGGCUCUGCCCAAAAAUGGCUCGAUGGGCUGCCACACGGGUCCAUCACCUGCUUCUCCGACUUUAAGAUUGCUUUCCUACGUCAUUUUGCUAGCAGCAGGAAGUAUCAAAAAACUGACCACUGCUUGUUUGCUCUCAAGCAAGGGUCUGUUGAGCCGUUAAGAAGCUACAUCAAGCGUUUUAAUCAAGUGGCCCAAGACGUUCCCUCGGCCACAUCUGAAAUACUUAUGAGCGCCUUCUCCCAUGGGCUGACCGAGGGAGAGUUCUUUAGGGAUUUCAUUAGAAAUCCUGUAAAGAACUUCAACGAGAUGCUGGAGAAGGUGGCCAACUACAUCAAUGUAGAGGAAGCACAGGCGGCUCGAAGGAAGGCAGACAAACCGCCUCCCUCCACUAACAGACCUGAAAGAAGAGCACCUCAACUGCCUGCUUAA
Molecule: messenger RNA, 456 nt
Organism: Zingiber officinale
Lineage: Eukaryota; Viridiplantae; Streptophyta; Magnoliopsida; Zingiberales; Zingiberaceae
Exons: 1
Coding region: 1-456 (151 amino acids)
Source: RefSeq, a predicted model, not a curated record